Messenger RNA from Poecilia reticulata (guppy), 4588 nucleotides. NCBI's taxonomy places the organism in Eukaryota, Metazoa, Chordata, Actinopteri, Cyprinodontiformes, Poeciliidae. The record is from RefSeq and is a predicted model, not a curated record.
CCUUCCAUAAAUCCUACUGUUUUUUUAAUCAGCUGAUGAAGCAGCCGGUCACGUUAAGCUAGCGGUCCUGUUGAUGACCAGGAUCCGGGACGUGAUCCGGUUCAUGCCGCGGCGGUGACUCGGUGCUCCCCGGCUGCGAUAACAUUUAUGCAGGCAAGCAUUCGUCGCCUCCUCCCCCAUUGCUGCCAGCAGAGUUCGGCCCCCAGACCGCCGGUUAUCUCCGGACCUUUGCCCCCUGCUGUGUUAGCCUGGAGCUAGCAGCUGCUGCUAUAAGGAGGAGCGGGAAGCCGGAGGCUGAGCGGCCGGGAGAGCGCGCGCCGCAGCGGGAUGAAAGAUGGCGUCUGUCCGGGUGGCUGUGCGGGUCAGGCCGAUGAACAGGCGGGAAAAAGAGCUGGAGGCCAAAUGCAUCAUCAGGAUGGAGGGAAGCAAGACCAGCAUCACCAACCUGAAGGUCCCAGAGGGCGUGGUCGGCGACUCGAUGAGGGAACGGAUCAGAACCUUCACCUACGACUUCUCCUAUGACUCGACGGACGGACGGAGCCGCGCCUUCGUCUCCCAGGAAACGGUGUUCAGGGACCUGGGCUCCGACGUGCUGAAGGCGGCCUUCGAGGGAUACAACGCCUGCGUGUUCGCCUACGGACAGACCGGAUCCGGGAAGUCCUACACCAUGAUGGGCGUCCCAGGCGACGCCGGGCUGAUCCCCAGGUUCUGCGAGGGGCUGUUCAGUCGGAUCGCUGACGCGUCGCGGCGGGACGAAGCUUCCUUCCGCACCGAGGUCAGCUACCUGGAGAUCUACAACGAGCGAGUCAGAGACCUGCUGAGGAGGAAGUCCAGCCACACCUACAACCUGCGGGUCCGCGAGCAUCCCAAGGACGGGCCGUACGUGGAAGACCUGUCCAAACACCUGGUGCAGAACUACAGCGACGUGGAGGAGCUGAUGGAGGCGGGGAACAUCAACCGCACCACCGCCAGCACCGGCAUGAACGACGUCAGCAGCCGCUCCCACGCCAUCUUCACCAUCAACUUCACGCAGGCCAAGUUUGACGCAGAGAUGCCGAGCGAGACGGUGAGUAAGAUCCACCUGGUGGACCUGGCCGGCAGCGAGCGCGCCGACGCCACCGGCGCCUCCGGCGUCCGGCUGAAGGAGGGCGGGAACAUCAACAAGUCGCUGGUCACGCUGGGAAACGUCAUCUCCGCUCUGGCCGACAUGGCGCCGGACGGCGGGAACGCCAACCAGAAGAAGAAGACGGUGUUCGUCCCCUACAGAGACUCGGUGCUGACCUGGCUGCUGAAGGACAGCCUGGGCGGAAACGCCAAGACCAUCAUGAUCGCAACCAUCUCCCCCGCCGACGUGAACUACGGCGAGACGCUCAGCACUCUGCGCUACGCCAACCGAGCCAAGAACAUCAUCAACAAACCCACCGUCAACGAGGACUCCAACGUCCGGCUGAUCAGGGAGCUGCGGGCGGAGAUCGCCCGGCUCAAGGCGCUGCUGCUGCAGGGAAACCAGAUCGCUCUGCUGGACUCGCCCACGGCUCUGAGCAUGGAGGAGAAGCUGCACCAGAACGAGGCCCGGGUUCUGGAGCUGACCAAGGAGUGGACCAACAAAUGGAACGAGACGCAGAACAUCCUGAAGGAGGAGACGCUGGCUCUGAGGAAGGAGGGCAUCGGCGUGGUUCUGGACUCGGAGCUGCCUCACCUCAUCGGCAUCGACGACGACCUGCUCAGCACCGGCAUCAUCCUCUACCACCUGAAGGAGGGACGGACGUACGUGGGCCGGGAGGACGCGUCCAGCGAACAGGACAUCAUUCUGCACGGCCUGGACCUGGAGAGCGAGCACUGUGUGUUUGAGAACCAGAACGGGACGGUUACCCUGGUGCCGCUCGGCGGGGCUCAGUGUUCGGUCAACGGGGUUCUGGUGGCGGCGCCGGUGCAGCUCAACCAGGGAGCCGUUAUUCUGCUGGGCCGGACCAACAUGUUUCGCUUCAACCAUCCGAAGGAAGCGGCCAAGCUCAGGGAGAAAAGGAAGAGCGGCCUCCUGUCCUCGUUCAGCCUGUCCAUGACGGACCUGUCCAAGUCCUGUGAGAACCUGUCCACCGUGAUGCUCUACAACCCGGGGCUGGAGUUUGAGAGGCAGCAGAGAGAAGAGCUGGAGAAGCUGGAGAUGAAGAGGAGGCUGAUCAAGGAGAUGGAGGAGAAGCAGCUGAGUGAGAAGGCGGAGCUGGAGCGCCUCCAGCAGGAGGUGGAGAGUCAGCGCAAGGAGUCACAGGAGGUGCAGCAGCGCAUCCUGCGGCAGGAGGAGAGCCUGCGCCGCCGCAGCCAGGACAUCGAGAGCCGCCUGCGGGACUUCCUGGCCGAGAAGGAGCGCUUUGAGGAGGAGCGGCGCUCCGAGAUCCAGGAGGUAGCGCUGCAGCGCAGGAAGCUGCAGCAGGAGGAGCAGCAGGAGGAGCAGGAGGUGGCGGAGCAGACGGAGAUCUACCGCGAGCUGCAGCGGCUGCAGAGGGAGCGCGAGGAUCAGCAGGUGCGCCUGGAGGCGGAGCGACGGCGGCUGGAGGAGCAGGAGCGGGAGCAGCUGAGUCUGGUCGCCCGGCUGGAGGAGCAGCUGCGGGAGGCGCAGGAGGCGGUGGCGGCGCAGCUGGCCCGAGAGGAUUCGCGGCGCCUGGAGGAGGAGCGGCGUGUGCUGGCGGAGAUCAGGGAGGCGCUGCUGCGCGCCAAGGAGGCCGCUGAGCGCACGGACGGCGAGGACGCCGCUAAGGAGGCUCGCUCCGUCCAGAAGCAGUACUUGGCCUUCAAGGAGGCGCAGGUGGACGAGCUGCAGCAGCUGCAGGAGGUGCUGCAGCAGCAGAGGGAGCUGCUGCAGCAGGAGGUGACAGCAGAGCGGAGCGCGCUGCAGCAGCUCACACACAGCCUGAGGGAGCGCCAGGAGAGGGCGCCGCAGGAUGGCGGCGGCCAGGAGGAGACGCUGCUGCGCCAGGCGCAGCACCGCUUGCACUUCAAGGAGCAGCAGCUGGCCAACAUGGCCGCCGGCGUGCUGCCGGCGCUGGUGGAGGAGCAGCAGCGGGCGCAGGAGGUGCUGCGGCGUGGAGCGGCGCCGGCCGGCCUGGACAACACGCUCUUCCAGGUGGAGAAGGAGCUGGAGGAGACGCAGGACAAGCUGCACCUGCAGUGGCACGGCGCGCAGCAGCUGCAGCAGCUGCAGGAGAGCUGCGAGUUCACGGCCAACGUGGCGCGGCAGGAGGAGAAGGUCCGCCGCAAGGAGAGGGAGAUCCUGGCCUGGAGGGAGGCGCAGCAGCGGGAGGCGCUGGAGCAGGCCGUGGCCCGGCUGGAGCGCCGCCACGCCGCCCUGAGGCCCGACCGCAGGUCUGCUUCUGGUUCCGGUCGUUCUGGCCGACCCGGCCGGUCCCAUCUGAACUCAAAACUCCGGUUCUGUUGCAGGGUGGAGCAAGAGAUCCAGGAACUGCGGCGGCGCAUCAGCGAGAGUGAGAACCAGAACCGGGCCCAGUCGGUCGGUACCGAGGAGAAGAUGGGUCACAGCAGUUCUCCUGUCGGUCACAUGCAGAGUCUGAACCCGCUGCUGCCGCUGUCCGAGGACAGGAUCAACGCCUACAUCGAGGAAGAAGUGCAGCGCCGGCUGAGGAAGAUGAACCUCCUGAACGGCGGCGGCGUGGAUCUGUCCGUGUCCUGCGACUCUCUCAGGGAAGAGGAAAAACUGCAGAACAUAAAUCCACGAAGGCUGAAGUAUGAGCAUCUGAUGUCGCGUCCGGCCGGGACGCGCUGCGCCGCCGCCAAGGAGCCGGUCAGGGUGAGCAUCCCGCGCUACGUCCUGCGCGGCCAGGGGAAGGACGAGCACUUCGAGUUCGAGGUCAAGGUCUCGGUGAUGGACGACAGCUGGACCGUGUUCAGGCGCUACAGCCGCUUCAGAGACAUGCACAGGAGCCUAAAGUCCAAAUAUCCGGAGCUGGCGGCGCUGGAGUUUCCUCCAAAGAAGCUGUUUGGGAACCGGGACGAGCGGAUGGUAUCGGAGCGCCGCAGCCACCUGGAGCGGUACCUAAGGAACCUGUUCCGGGUCAUGCUGUCCUGCUCCGGUUCUCCUCUCAGACCCGAUGAGGACGGAGUUUUCCGCCUGUCCAAGUUCAACAUCUGCGAGUUUUCUCCGUUCUUCAAGAAGGGCGUCUUUGAGUCCAGCAGCCACGGAACCGGCUGAGACGGAACCAGCCACGGAGGUCUGGACCUUCCUGUUUAUGUGGUUCUGGUGGUUCUCCUGUUUGGUCUUGCAGGACGAGUCGAUCCGGUCUGGAGGACAGAAGCUUAAGUUCGGCUCAGACUACAGAACCCGCCCGGUUCUGGUUCUGGUUCCUUUAGCUGCUCAGGACAGAACAGAACCAAAGUUCUGGAUCCGAAGGGUCGUGGAGAAACAAAGAUUCCCAUUUGCUGCUAUAAAUAAAUAAUGAGCCGAUGAAACCGGAUCAGAACCAACGACGAGUUGGACCAAAAUGUUCCUCUCUGCUGGAAAGACGACGAUAAAACUGGAAAUAAUUACUUAAAUGUAAAAAUGUCUGAAAUAUACUAAAUAAAUCAAAUCUGAAUA